This is a messenger RNA of Momordica charantia (bitter melon), 2199 nucleotides long. RefSeq names its product Xanthine/uracil permease family protein (gene PDE135). Lineage: Eukaryota; Viridiplantae; Streptophyta; Magnoliopsida; Cucurbitales; Cucurbitaceae. Gene Ontology annotation, biological process: transmembrane transport. The record is from RefSeq and is a predicted model, not a curated record. Gene Ontology annotation, molecular function: transmembrane transporter activity. Gene Ontology annotation, cellular component: membrane.
CGCUCUCCUCUACACAUAAACAAAACUCCAUAGUUUUUUCCCCAUUUUUCCUUUCUUUCAAGUUUAUCACAAACAGUCAUCAGACUUCAGAAUUCAGAAGUAGCCUUUCUAUAAUAUUAUUUAAUGACCUGAAAAAUCGCCCCUCAAUUUUGUUACUCUUACUUCCCCUUCCCCUUUAUCGGAGUUUUCAAACAAAAGGGCUUUCCUUUUCUUUCCUUUUCUUGUUCUGGUUUCUCCAUUAUUGGUUUUGGUUUCCUUUCUCUCUGUUCAACUAGUUGGAAGGAAGAUUUUUGCUACUUCUCUGCUUCCGUGGAGAAACCCAGAAGAAAAAAAAAGGCGGUGAAAGAUCAAUUAUGGUGGAAACAGCCAACCACCACCAGCAUACUCCGCCGGUGUCGGUGGCACCCUCGGCGCCGCCGCCGAAUUUAGCAUUGUCCAGAGGACCCACUUGGACUCCGGCCGAGCAGCUUCAGCAGUUGCACUACUGCAUCCACUCCAACCCUUCUUGGCCCGAAGCUGUUUUACUGGCUUUUCAGCACUAUAUUGUGAUGCUUGGGACCAUAGUUCUUAUUGCCACUACGCUUGUGCCUAGAAUGGGCGGCAGCCCUGGUGAUAAAGCUAGAGUGAUUCAAACUUUACUCUUCACGGCGGGAUUGAACACUUUGCUUCAAACAACUCUCGGGUCGAGGCUUCCGUCGGUGAUGCGGGCGUCUUUUGUGUUCACUCUACCUGUAUUGUCGAUCAUCAAUGAUUUCUCUGAUAGGACCUUUGCAACUGAACAUGAGAGAUUUACCUACACUGUCCGUACAAUCCAAGGGUCGUUGAUCGUUGCUUCAAUUAUAAACAUUAUACUUGGAUAUAGUAGGGCAUGGGGGCAUCUCACAAAAUUUUUUACUCCUGUAGUCAUUGUACCUCUGGUUUGCGUGGUUGGUCUUGGUCUGUUUAUGAGAGGCUUCCCGAUGCUUGCUAAUUGUGUGGAGAUCGGCUUGCCGAUGCUGAUUCUCCUUGUUGUAGGUCAGCAGUAUUUGAGGCGUAUCCAUCCUCGAGCCAGCGUUGUACUUGAGAGGUUUGGUUUGCUUAUCUGCAUUGCUCUUGUUUGGGCUUUUGCUGCUUUCCUCACUGUAGCUGGAGCUUACAACCAUGUCCGGGAACUGACUAAACAGAGUUGCCGUAUAGAUCGUUCGUUCCUCAUAUCGUCUGCCCCUUGGAUUAGAGUCCCUUAUCCAUUUCAGUGGGGUACUCCGAUAUUUCGAGCCAGCCAUGUAUUUGGCAUGAUGGGGGCUACGCUCGUUACAUCUGCAGAGUCAACUGGGACAUUUUUCGCAGCAGCGCGGCUUUCAGGCGCUACGCCACCUCCAGCAUACAUUUUUAGCCGUAGUAUUGGCAUGCAGGGUAUUGGCCUGUUGAUUGAGGGAAUUUUCGGUUGCAUCGCAGGCAACUCUGCAUCUGUUGAAAAUGUUGGCCUUCUUGGACUCACACACAUAGGAAGCAGGAGGGUUGUGCAGAUAUCAACUGCAUUCAUGAUCUUCUUUUCCAUCUUUGGUAAGUUUGGCGCCUUCUUUGCAUCCAUUCCUUUACCUAUAUUCGCUGCCAUAUACUGUGUUUUAUUCGGCAUUGUUGCUGCCACAGGGAUCUCAUUCAUGCAAUUCACCAACAACAAUUCCAUGAGAAACCUCUACAUCAUCGGCCUCUCCUUGUUCCUCGGCAUCUCAAUACCUCAAUAUUUCGUCACGAACACAUCACAAGAUGGCCGUGGACCUGUUCAAACGGCUGGCGGAUGGUUCAACGAUAUCCUGAACACCAUCUUCUCAUCUCCUCCUACAAUCGCCAUAAUCAUCGGAACACUGCUGGACCAAACGCUCGAAGCAAAGCACGCGAUGAACGACCGAGGAGUCUCAUGGUGGAAACCGUUCCAGCACAAGAAAGGAGACGUCCGGAACGAUGAAUUUUACAGCUACCCUCUGAGGUUAAACGAGUACAUACCAACCAGAUUCCUCUGAAAAAAAAAAGUUACUGCUUGCUUUGUUUUUAUGUUUUGUUUAUAUUACUGUGACGAAUAUACAGCCUUGGCCACUGGCGGUGGUUCUGUAUCUGAUAUAGCGGAGGUAGAGAAAUCAGAAAUGUUUCAAACAUGUAGAGAUUUUUCUUACUGAUUCCAUUUUUUCUUCCUCAAAAAGUCACUCGAAAGUGAUCGAUUAA